CUCCCCUACGAGGAACUCCACGCUGGAGAUACUAUCGAGUACUUCUCCAGGGCCUUUGUGUGCGGCGAUGUGAGAGGCCAUCGCGUCGCAGUGGUCCAUCGUAUCGACACAACGGAUGAUGAAUUUCCUCCGCGCGUAGACACCGCCGAGCCGCUGCCU
Molecule: messenger RNA, 159 nt
Organism: Phytophthora sojae
Lineage: Eukaryota; Oomycota; Peronosporomycetes; Peronosporales; Peronosporaceae
Exons: 1
Source: RefSeq, a predicted model, not a curated record